GAGAGAGGGUGGGCAGGGGUAAGGGGGGUGUCUCACACAUCUUUUGUCAGGGACCUGGAUGGCAGUUCCUCCUGCCCCCCCCCCCCCCUGUGGCAUGCACAUCCAGCCAGCCACUGACUGAAUUGGGACAAUGUAAUGAGAGACUGUCAGGGAGAGAGACAUACUGAGAGCGCCUGGUAGUCAUGGAUAGAUGCCACCAUGGGCAGUGCCCCUAGACAGAGCCCCUCCAGUAUCAGGCGGAAGGCGGCGGGGGCACGGUGACGGAUCGGCCAGACACAGAGACCCCUGGGCUCGGGGCUCGGAUACACUGGAUUCAGGAACGGAGGGUCCGGGGCGCCUCAUAUCUUCUGCACCGCAAACCAGCGUGAAGGGGCGACCCAAUAGGAGGGUGACGCGCGGGCCGUUUGUGAAGCUGGCGGACUGUGCCCACUAUCAUUAUGAAAAUGUUAACUAUGGCCCUAUCCAGCUCGCUCUGUCGGACUCGCGGCCGGAGGAUGCCAAUGUCAGUGAAGCUGAGGCUGUUUACAUCGUACAGGUCACUUGUCAGGGUCGCUCCUGGUCUGUAUUACGGAGUUAUGAGGAUUUUCAGGUCUUGGACUCCAAUCUUCACCGCUGUAUUUUUGACCGACGUUUCUCUCAGUUGCUUGAACUGCCCCCUCGCUGUGAGCUGCCCUCCCAGGGACUGCUCCUGGCCCCACUACUCUCUCGCUAUUUGAAAGCUCUUUCUGGAAUUGUGGACAGUAACAUCAACUGUGGCCCUAUACUCAACUGGAUGGAGAUUGAUAAUCAUGGUAACCGUCUUCUAGUCAAUGAAGAGGCUUCGAUCAACGUGCCGGCCAUCGCGGCAGCCCAUGUUAUUAAACGUUACACCGCACAAGCUCCUGAUGAGCUUUCCUUCGAGGUUGGAGAUAUUGUGUCAGUCAUUGACAUGCCACCUCGGGAAGACACCAGCUGGUGGAGAGGAAAACACAGCUUUCAGGUGGGGUUCUUCCCCAGCGAGUGCGUGCAGCUUAUCACAGACAGUAAGAACCCCUCCCCGGCUGCAGAAGGUGAUGUAAAAUUGGCCAUCACAUCUCCACAUGGCUCCAACUCUCCCAGACCAGUCUGCCGGCGGCACGGGAAGCUUGCGGGGUUAUUGCGCAGUUUCAUGGCUUCCCGGCCCAGCAAGCAACGUCUGCGUCAACGUGGCAUCCUGAGGGAGAGGGUGUUUGGGACUGACUUGGGCGAGCACUUGCUGGAUUCUGGGGAAGAAGUUCCUAGGGUCCUGGUGUCAUGUGCUCAGUUCCUGGAAAAGUACGGGAUAGUGGAUGGGAUCUACCGCCUGUCCGGCGUCUCUUCCAACAUUCAGAAGCUCCGGCACGAGUUUGACAGUGAGAGGAUCCCGGAUCUCUCCCGGGAUACAUAUCUGCAAGACGUGCACUGUGUCAGCUCUCUGUGCAAACUGUACUUCCGAGAGCUGCCCAACCCACUGCUGACGUACCGGCUUUACCACCCCUUCACCGAGGCAAUGUCGGCAGCCAGCGAGGAAGAGAAGCUUAUAUGUGUUCACGAUCUCAUCCAACAGCUGCCCCCUCCGCACUACAGGACACUGGAAUAUCUGAUGAGGCACCUGUCGCGUCUCAGCGCCCACAGUGACCGCACGGGAAUGCAUGCGCGGAACCUAGCAAUUAUCUGGGCCCCUAACCUUUUGCGGUCACGGGACAUGGAGUCUGUGGGGACACCUGGGGCAGAUGCGUUUCGGGAGGUACGUGUGCAGUCUGUGCUCGUGGAGUUCCUGCUGUCUAACGUGGAGACUCUUUUCAGUGAUACCUUCACUUCAAUAGGUCGCUGCGGCCCUCUCCGGCCCCGCUCUUUGUUGGGUGGUUGCCCGUCAGGGCGUCUCGUCAGCCUGCAGGAGGCCCAGGCACGGAGUCAGAGCCAGAGGGAGGCCGCCGAAAAGCUGGGCGCAGACAAAACUUCCCCUAACAAGCAAGAGAGGGCGCCGGAGAGCAGUGAUGAAAGGAAGGGUCCACGCGGCAGGAAGAAGUCCGGAGGUGGUAGCAGCUGGAGAACCUUCUUCGCCAUAGGCAAAAGUUCGUCCCAGCAGAAGAAGUCUCGCCCGGGCGGCCUCCGAGAAAUCACUGCCCACCAAAGAGUGCCGGAAACGGUCACCCUGCGGUCAGCAAAAAGCGAGGAGUCUCUCUGCUCUCACACUAGUGGCACAGGUUUCCAGCGGACUUCCCGUCUCCGCCGCCCGCGCUCCACUAGUGAUGGGCUCCCCUCGCGACUGCCCCACUGUCGCUCGGUGGAAAGCUUACUGCCCUCCUCUCCUUCCCCUCCCCCACCCGGCGUGCCCUCACCUCCUCCCAACUCAGCCCGCCCCCAGUCUGCGUGGAUUGAGGAGGACCUGGAUCUUUCACCACCCCUCCCCGACACAGAUGGUCUUGGGUUUGACCCCUUAUCUUUCCGUCUCUCGUUCUCUGACCAUGAAGAAGUUAAGUCCCCUACCAUAGUGAAAGCGGAAGUGACCAGCCAAGGCUCUUCUCAUUCCCUCCAGCGCAGAGUGAGCCUUUCCCCUCCUGGCGGGUGCUCUUCAUCCCCUGCUCACAGCCCCCCAGAGCGCUUGGUAGCAGAUGUGGAGAGUCGGGGUCCUCGAAGUCUCUCCCCUCCCCCUCAGAUGCUGUCCUUGGUGCUACAGUCCUGCCAACUGCGCCUAAGUGAGACCUGUCUACGGGAGGGGAAGGGGAAGCUGCCCGGGGCCUGUGGACAAGACGAUCCUGUUACAGGGGUGACUCUCUCUCCACAGCAGUCUGCGCAUCCCCCACCACUGUCCCUUGUGCGGCAACUUCCGCCUCCUCCACCUCCAAAGGAUCCUGCUCGACUGAUGGCUCUGAAACUGGCGGAGAGUGCCCAACGUGCCCUCCAGUCUUCCACCGCCACAGUACCGGCUAAGCCUUCUCAGCGAUCAGCACCGCCACCUCACCCCUCCAUGUCCGUAUUCCGACGCUCUCUAUCCAUGGAGUGUAGCGAGACCAAGGCAGCGAAGGAGGGCCCCCUGUACUCUGAGCUACGCCCUCCCUUGCUGAGCCUCAACGAGAGAGCCACCACCCAGCACUGGCCGCCGAGGCCCCAAGCGCACAGCGCACUGGCACAAGGCUCCUCUCCAGCAGACCUGAGGAAGAUGACGCCGGCAGCUGCCAUUCCUUCUCGUGCUCCUCGUCUCCAUACAAGGUCCGGCAGCCUACCCGCGCCACCGAGCCUCUGCCCUCCACGCCCUCGUCCUCCUCCAUACCGGUUCCCGGAGGAAGGCCCAAGGCUUCCCCCUCACCGCUCCACACCUCACUGGCCAGAGCCAGAAGGCCUCUACUAUGAGAUAUUGGGAGACCCUCCUCACAUGGCACCCCUCAAUGCAUCCUAUGGGUUAAUCCAAACGCCUUGGCCCUACAUGGCGUCACCGCCUUCUCAUCCUCAUUCUAUACCUCCACCGGGCCUCGGCGGCUGGUACGGAAGAGCUCCACCCCCGCCGGACUCUGAGCUCUUGCGAUACUGCUGGGACAGGACGCCCCCUACGCAUAUGCGCCCCUAUGUAGUGGGAGGAGGGGUCCAGUAUCAGUAUGUGGGGAUCACCGAAAGUAGAAGUCAAGGACCUUUCACAGAAAUCGGUGCCCGUCCGCAGCCACAAGGGAGAAGAGAGGAACCGAUCUACGUUAAUAUUCCCCCGAAGGCGAACACAGGCACGCCCUUCCAGGGCGCCAGGGACCCUGCAGAACUAAAGCCUGACCUGCCCCACAAACAACGUCCCGGACAGCCACCCGCCAUUGGAAGGCAUGAAAGUUUUGGAGGGGUGCAGGCCGCAAAGCAGCAGCACACUCCCCACCCAAUACGCAGGGAGGGGUCCCUCAGUUUUUUCCGCCCACCUCCCCUUCCUCACACAGCCCUGUGGGGCACACAGCCUAAAUUCCCAGAGGGCAGAGAGCCCCCCAUCAUCACAUAUGAGACUUCUGGUGGAGGGGGCCAAAGAAUGGGUUACAUACCCCCACACUGCAUGGUGACAGAGGGGGGGACUCUGUAUGGGAACCUGGAGCAAAGGGGGACCCCGCACAGGUCGUCUACACCUGCAGGAUUCCUGGGGUCCCCGUGGACAGUACACACAGAGGGGCAGACACGGAGUUACUGCUGAGACCCGUCUAGCGCUCCAUGUCCCCAUGGUCCUGACUAAGACCCCAAACUAUGUCUUACUAUAAUAUUAUUUCCUGUCCCUUUCCAGGCACUGAAUGUGUUAAACUGUUGUGUCAGAGCUGCGGUUUGCAGGAAGGUGUUAAAACAAAUUAUUUUAAUUUUUUUUUUUUUUUAGGUGUAACUUUUUGUUGGGUAUCCUUGGAUGAUGGUGUCACAAACUAUUAUAUGUCCCAUCUCCCCUAAUCAGAAAGCACCCCCACGCAUAAAAUGUGUAAUAUAUAAUGUAUCGGGCAGGUGAAGACCCUCUACGAUUACUUAUUAUACGGACGCUAUUUGUAGGUGCUGCCCCCGGUGGUAUAAUGAUUACAUUGCACUGAAAUGUGGUUUAAUAAGAAUAAUAUUUUUCUUCCUUCUCCUAUAUGGCGUGGAACGUAAUAUGUGAUGAUGUCAUCAAUAUAAUAUAAUAUCGCUUCAUACUGUACUGUCAGUUGCCCAUUGAUGUGUACUGAGCGGGCACUUGCGGAUGGGGCGCUUUCUCUGAAGGGCGGAACGGGCCAGGCAGGCCCUAUAAACCAUUUUGCCCCUUUGUGUCGCCAAAACAAAAUCAAGUGUUGUGUCACCGUGCAAAAACAUUUAUUUCAUCGCAUUCCCAGUAUAAUUCGGGUAAUUAUGUUGUUGGGUUUUUUUGUUUUGUUUUUGUAAUUAAAAAGACAUUUGAAGUGGCCAAAAAAUGGAACUCGAAGGAAAUCAUUUAGAUUAUUUAGCAGUUUCUUAGUUGUGCGGGAAUGCGGUUAUCGGGGCCUGCCCAGGAAGGACCUGUCAUUACCAACAGCAGUCAGAUUCUGUCCUCCGAUACACUGGUGCCCUUGCCAUAGGUGGCAAAGAGCCCUCCGAUCUGUAUGUGCCCAUAGCCUGUGCCCCAUUUCCCAGUGUUACUGUAGGGACCGGUCAUCCCUACCAUUAGUGAUCUGAUUGUGGGUUCUCGCUGAUGAAUAACGUUUUCCAGUCAGACGCAUGUAUACUGUAUACUGUGUAUAUUAUGCCCUCUGUGGAAGAUUUUACAAUGUAGUAUUUGUAGUGCGUGAUAUUUUUAAUGAUCUUAACAGAUUUUAGUGUCACAUUCUUUUAUCCAUACUGUUUUAUGCUGUAUAAAGAAGUGAGCUACCAGGGCGUGCUGCGGCCUACAAUAAUACGUAUAGAUGUACGCAAUGGGGGGACAGCCUCAGUAACAAAAAGAAGAAAAUGAAGCCCUGCGUCUGCACCAAUUUGUCCUUGUACGCCUGGCCUUAGCCGCAUCGGCAUAAGGUAUGUACAGUAUGUGGCAUUAUACAAAGAGAGAGAUAAAAUGGCCUGAGAUAAAGCACAAACCAGUCAGCACUUGUCAUUUUUCAAACACUGUGGGGCAUAUGUACUACGACUUGGAGAGAGAGAAAGAACCAACCAAUCAGCUCCUACUUGUCAUUUUUCAGACACAGCCUGUAAUAUGGCAGUAAGGAGCUGAUUGGCUAAUACUUUAUCUCUCUCCAAAGCUUAGUACAUAGACAAAGUAAUUUUACAGGUGUUAGGCCACAGGUCAAUCCUAUAAGGUGUGAGUUGCUAGUUGUUUCAUGAACCUCAUAGACGCGCCCGAGAAUACUCCAGUCCAAUUAAAAAUGUCUGUUCGUGGCACUCGCAGCAGGGAGG
Messenger RNA from Pseudophryne corroboree (corroboree frog), 5841 nucleotides. RefSeq names its product Rho GTPase activating protein 33 (gene ARHGAP33). The transcript has 22 exons. The coding region runs from base 191 to 4159 and encodes 1322 amino acids. The record is from RefSeq and is a predicted model, not a curated record. Lineage: Eukaryota; Metazoa; Chordata; Amphibia; Anura; Myobatrachidae. Gene Ontology annotation, molecular function: protein binding; phosphatidylinositol binding; GTPase activator activity. Gene Ontology annotation, cellular component: plasma membrane. Gene Ontology annotation, biological process: small GTPase-mediated signal transduction.